Molecule: messenger RNA, 1491 nt
Organism: Triticum turgidum subsp. durum (durum wheat)
Lineage: Eukaryota; Viridiplantae; Streptophyta; Magnoliopsida; Poales; Poaceae
Source: the annotation of a GenBank genome assembly
AUGGACGCCGUCGCCUUCUCCCCCGCUCCGAACCCCAACGCCGCGCCAUUCCCCUCCGCCUCCCCGUCCUCGCGCGCCCGACGCUUCUCCAUCCGCGGCCCGCGGCGGCGGCGCCCGCUCCCGGCCCUCCGAUCCAGCGCCUCCCCCUCCGCCUCCCACCACGACGUGGUCGUCGUGGGCGCCGGGAUCGUCGGCCUCUCCAUCGCCCGCCACCUCCUCCUCCACACCCCGCUCUCCGUCGCCGUCGCCGACGCCGCCGUCCCCUGCUCCGGCGCCACCGGCGCAGGGCAGGGGUACGUGUGGAUGUCGCACCGGACGCCCGGGAGCGACACGUGGGACCUGGCGGUGCGGAGCAAGCACCUGUGGGAGGACCUCGCGGCCGAGAUGGACGGCCUCCGCGCCGGCGGCGCGCGCGAGAGCCUGGGGUGGAUGAAGACAGGAAGCUUAUUAGUUGGAAGAACCUCCAAAGAGCUGGCUACGCUGGAGGAGAAGACUAAGGUUCUGUCUCAGGCAGGCAUCAAUGCGGAGUGCUUGUCUGCCUCUUCGUUGCAUGCAUUAGAACCCGCACUCUGUGUUGGAAAUGAUGGUGGUGCCAUGUUCUUACCUGAAGACCGUCAAAUCGAUGCGUUCCAGGCUGUGUCUUUGAUUGAAAAGAUCAAUAGGUCAUAUACUCCAAAAGGGAGAUAUAUGGAGCUCUACAAUGAUCCUGCCAUGUCAUUGAUAAGAUCAGAGGUUACUGGAAGGGUUGAAGGUGUCCAAACUUCUAAGAACAUCUUAUAUGGCAGAAAAGCUACUGUAGUUGCUUCUGGCGCUUGGACUCGGUCCUUAUUGCAUAGUUUCCUAGGACCAAAUUCUACACUGGAUAUUCCUGUGAAGCCACGAAAGGGUCAUCUGCUUGUGUUGGAAAAUUUUGACAUGCUAAAGCUGAAUCAUGGCAUAAUGGAGCUGGGAUAUGUUGACCAUCAGGGCGAUAAUUCACAUAGCAUACACUUGUCGUCAACAUCCAAUGAAGAUGAGCAUGACGCCGCAUCCAUAUCAAUGACAGCAACAUUAAAUACAAAAGGGCAUUUAGUUUUAGGAAGCAGCAGGGAGUUUAAAGGAUUUUCAAGGGAGGUUGAUAAAUCCAUACUGAAGAGUAUAUGGGACCGUGCAGGAGAAUUCUUUCCUGCCAUCAAUAAUGUUCAUCUUGAUAUUGACGAGGACAAAGAAAUCAGAAUUGGGCACCGCCCCUACAUGCCUGAUGGGAAGCCAGUUAUUGGAUUUGUUCCGGAUAUGUCAAAUGUUUUGAUUGCAACAGGACAUGAAGGAAGUGGACUUGCUUUGGCGCUAGGUACUGCUGAAAUGGUGACGAAUAUGAUUCUUGGUGACCCUGGAAGAGUGGACUUCACGCCUUUCUCCAUAGAAAAUAGAUUUUCAGGGAGUAAUAAACACCAUGGUAACCUAUUUGCGACUAAAUUGCUGGUAUGGUUCAAUAUAUCUGCCUUAAUUUAA